ACAAGAGUAAAAGAAAAACAGAGUGAAAAUGAAGAGAAUGUCAACAUCAGUUUUUGGUUUGGGAGUUCUGUUGCUCCUCACAGUUGCAGCCAUGAAACCAGUGAAUGGAUUCAGCUGUAUGGAGGCAAAACUUUCAUUGUUGCAAUGCUUACCUUUUCUGACGAGCAGUCAAGAUAGCCCUUCAAGUGCUUGUUGUAAUGCAGUGAGCAGUGUGAGAGCUUCAGCACCUACAAAACCUGAACUUCGUGAGGCAUGUCAAUGUCUCACGACAGCCGUCGGUGAAUUUCCUAAUCUUGACAAAGAUAGAGCCAUUCAACUUCCUAAAUUAUGUAACGUUGAUGUCGGUUUUCCUCUCACCAAAGACAUCGACUGUAACACGAUCUCUCUUUGAGCUAGAGUUUUGAGGAUGAAAUGGGACAUUGAAAAUGUGGAACAUCCUUUCCUCUUUCAUGAAAAAAAUAAGAUUGUUUUCCUGAACUCUUGUGGAAGAAGAAUUUGUGUUGAAAUUAAAUGAUUAUUGAAGAGACAUAUUUAUAUAUAUUGUUGGUAUC
This is a messenger RNA of Vigna angularis (adzuki bean), 551 nucleotides long. RefSeq names its product non-specific lipid-transfer protein A. Gene Ontology annotation, cellular component: membrane. NCBI's taxonomy places the organism in Eukaryota, Viridiplantae, Streptophyta, Magnoliopsida, Fabales, Fabaceae. Gene Ontology annotation, molecular function: lipid binding. Gene Ontology annotation, biological process: lipid transport. The record is from RefSeq and is a predicted model, not a curated record. Bases 29 to 391 code for a protein of 120 amino acids. The transcript has 2 exons.